AUGAUCUUUCGGUUACCCACUGCAGUUGUGGCAACCUUAUUGGUUGGCGCUUCCGCCUUUGCCCCCACCAAUAUCCAAAUGUCCCGAACAAAUACUAAGCAAAGAGGAACCAGCACUGUCGUUGUUGUCAACCAAGACUUGGGAGCUGGAGGCAUGGCAGAUACUCGUGAUCCCGAUGCAUUAGAUCACGAUGAUCCCCGGAAAUCCAUCAGUGCCGCUCCCAGUUUUGAAGAAUACUUGAAACUUCGAGGAGAGGGUGCUGCUGGCAGUAGUAGUAGUGCAGCCGCAAGCGAGGCACCAUCACCAGCUCCGGCCGCUGCGACACCAGUGGCACCUAGCCCAGCACCAGUGGCUUCUACUGGCGGUGGCGGCGGCGGUGAUGCCAUUACUACGUUGGAGACCUCUCAAGCAGCUUCCGUUGCCAAAAUCCAAGCAGGCAUUCCGGAUUUGGCCGUCAAACCCGAUUUUACCAUUGCGGAAUCCCUUUCCACCUCGGAAGCCAUUACCAUUGAUGCCUUUGAUGCUGCCGGUCCCGCCAAUGUUGCAUGGAUUGCAAGUGUAUCAGUCUCGGAUAAAAUGAGCUCCUUGACAAUAUUCAAUGGUCCAUUGACAGAUGUUCCCCAUUUGGUCUCCAGAUGCUCGGUUGUUCCAGGUGGUUCUUUGCAUUGGAAGUUGGACUUUCGACCACGUGAUUAUGGUGCCUAUGAAAUGCGCAAGGAGGAUGGAAGCUAUCCAGGUCCAGAUGAACUGGGACGCAAGUCCUUUGAGUAUUCUGGAGCCCGCAAACAGUUCGAAUCCAAGUUUGGAACGGAUGAAGUCUUGGCCUUUUUGCAGUCCACUAUUGAUUCUUUGGAGGGAGAUAUUGUCAAGGACUAUGAAAUUGAAGGAGCCAGCGGACACGAAGAAGAUUUGUUGACGCGGGGACCUUUGUUCACCAGUAUCCUAAUGCCCAAUACCCCGGCCAAUGUUGCCGCUGUGGUCAAGGCACGAGAGCAAGCGGCUGACUGGUGGCUGAGUUGGGCCACAGAUGGGCAACACGAUCACCGACCAGGAGCUCCUGUCAAUACACAAUAUGUCUACGAUAGCAAAUUCAAAAUCAAUGCGUAUGGGGCACUAUUGGGAGAGUAUAAAGCAAUGUACGGUGCUGAAGAUGGACAGAAAUUGGCCGUCGGUGAAUCUGGACCCUUGGAUGAAGCAUAUGUAGGAGGAGGCAGCUAA
Cylindrotheca closterium is the source of this 1218-nucleotide messenger RNA. The record is from the annotation of a GenBank genome assembly. Lineage: Eukaryota; Bacillariophyta; Bacillariophyceae; Bacillariales; Bacillariaceae.